GGUUGGUCGCCAUUUUUUCAUUUUCCCAAACUUCAAAGCUUACUAGGAAAUCUGUCUUGUCUUCGUCUUUUUCUAACUUUCCUCUCUUUCUGUCAUGAGUCUCACUAGUAGUAUAUCCCUGGUUGGGGGGCCUGCUACCAGUAGCACCUCUGGAAAGCAAGACCGUGUCAAGGUAGCCAUUGAACCUGACCCUGCCAACAAGAUGAACGUACAGCCAAUACUGAGAGACUUCGAACACUCCAUUCCUCUCUCCAGCAUAUUAAAAGAAGUCGCCUCGAGGUGGAACAUAGAGAGACCGGAGACCCUCAGUUUCAAGUACUCCAAGGACUCCAAAGGGAAGUUUGGCUACGUUACUGAAGACAACAGACAAGAGCUUAAAAAUGGCGACAUAUUGUGCAUUGCACUCUCUCCAUCUUAUCAAGCAAAAGAAACUUACGAUAAAGUCAAUUCCGGUGACCCUCAGAUAAAGAUGAAAGGGAUUGAGGAGCUACUCUCUCUCUCCCGUGACUCAACCUUUGCCGUUGAGUUCAUAUCAAUGAACAACGGGACCGGGAUACAGACGCUACUGGUAAUGACAGAGAAAAGCCAGCUCUCACCCGGGGCUGAUAAAUCCCCACCUCUUGCCGAUAAGAGUAACCUUAGCAACGUACUGGGAGCCUUCCAGGAGCUGAUGGAGCAUGGGAUAGUCUCCUGGGAUACCGUGGGAGACAACUUUGUCAAGAAAGUCGUCAAUAUCCUUGACCGAUCGCGGGACAGGGAUUACUUCCGUCCGUCCAUCGUCCACCGUUGUAUGGGUAUACUGGAGUCCAUUGUCAUGAACAGUAGUCUCCAUUAUCAUAUCGUUACCCAAGAGGUCAACCCGCAGAGUCUCUUGGAGUACAUACGAAAGGACUCGCCAGAAGUGACGCAUUAUACCUUGGUUCUAAUUAAUGCCCUUCUCGCUAAGGCUGACAAUCAACGAGAGUUAUUGAGACAACUCUCAGAGCAGAACUUCAGUCGCAUUAUUCACGAUAACAUUCUCCAACGAGGCCCAGUCGAUCGGGAUAUAGCUCACCAGCUGUCCAUCUACCAGUCCUUCAUUUUGAAUCAAGUGGAGGGGAGGAUGAGAACCAGUUUCAGGGACGGAGACUCAACCAUGGAGACUUUGCUGAAGCAGCUGCCUCAUCGUGCCUUCAGUGAUGAGUAUCGGUCUAAGGGAAGUAUUGCAGAGCAGCACUGGAAGCAGCUGGGUUUCUCACAGGCUAACCCACGUGAUGAUUUCCGGGAGACCCCGCCUGGACUACUAGCACUGGACUGCAUGGAGUAUUUAGCAAGAACCAAACACGACGUCUACACUCGCCUUCUCUUUGCACAAAUGGAUAACCCUUGUCCCUUUGCUAAGACGAGUGUAGCUCUUACUAAAGUUCUCUGCUCAAUAUUUCGUAUUGGUGAACAACCAGCAGACAUAAGCUACAACGUAACUGAGUUCAUUCCUCUCCUGAUACUUAAUGAGGAGCCUUUCAAAGAGAUAUACUGUAUCACCAUUCAGCUGCUGUUUAAAACCUGGAGAGAGAUGAGGGCUGGUAUACUUGACCUUGAGAAGGUUACUGCUGUUGUUACGAAACAGAUCACAACAGUAAUUCAGUCUCAAGAUGCUAGUACUCUCACGUCAUCUGAUACAUUCCGCAAUCGCUUGUUUGAACUGAGUUACAAGAAGAUCACAGAGUCUGAAGAACACACGCAGUUACUUGACGAAAGUGUUCUAAAGAGUCGACCUGUCCAAGACCUCAAGAAGAAGAUCACUCCAGAGAUCAACGAAUUAGUCAAACGCGAGAGGCUCAAUCAUCUCGUCCACGGGAGCGCUUUCCCUAAAGUCGGAGCCAAAAGACGGGAUCAGUAUUUCUAUUGUCGUUUGCAUCCUAACCACAAGGUGAUUCAUUUCGGUGAUGCAGCUGGUCAUGGACAGACUGCCCCACCACUGGAGAGUCUUGACAACAAGAUACAAGUCUCAGAGAUGAGGCUGGUCAUAGGUAACGAGUGCCCUCACGCUGAGAGACUCCGGAAAGGAUCAAACAUGAUAUUCUCCAUUUUCUACAACAGUAAUGAGCAUCUUGACUUCUGUGCCCCCACAGAGACAGUUCAUAACAUUUGGGUGGAUGGUCUUUCUGUCUUACUAGAUAAAGACAUGCCCAGUAAGGCUGCAGAAGAGGAUCUGGAGACGCUGGUCAAUAUGGAUCUUAAAUUACGAUUGUUGGAUUUGGAGAAUAUCUCCAUUCCAAGUCAGCCUCCAGUCAAACCUGCUGAUCCUCCAUCUUUUGAUUUUUAUUACAAGUUAGAUUGAACAAUGCUUGUUUAAAUAAUUUAUUAUUAUUGUUAUUAUUAUUAUUAUUGUUCUUGUUCUUUCACUCUUACCUCAUUUGGUGUGUGUGUGUGUGUUUAUUAUUAUAGUUUAUAGCUUGUGCUCUUUUGUAGAUCAAUUCAGUUUCUUAUUUCAUUAUAAAUAACUUUUAGUUUGUCAAUAACUUUAUUAAAGCA
Molecule: messenger RNA, 2514 nt
Organism: Amphimedon queenslandica
Lineage: Eukaryota; Metazoa; Porifera; Demospongiae; Haplosclerida; Niphatidae
Product: engulfment and cell motility protein 1-like
Exons: 1
Coding region: 95-2320 (741 amino acids)
Biological process (GO): cell motility; actin filament organization
Cellular component (GO): plasma membrane
Source: RefSeq, a predicted model, not a curated record